AUGGAAAUUGGGUCGGCCCAACUGAUCAAUCAGUUGGCAGACGUGACCGCCGCCGAGGUGACCUUCUGCAACGGCCACCGCGUCACCACGAUCAUCACCAGCACCGCCGGCUUUGUCGCUGGCUGGAUAAACGAAGUGAUCCAAUCUCACAUGCCCCCUGCCAGCGCCAAUGGUCGCGUAGUCGUCGGCCUCCACGUUAGGCACUACCGCAGCGACGCUAUUGCCAUCCUCCAGCUCUGCGUUGGCAAUCAGUGCCUCAUCUACCAGCUGAUGCACCGCCGUGACGCCGGCCCCCCUGACAGGCUCUAUGAGUUCCUCGAUGAUGACCGGUUCUGCUUCACUGGUGUUGCUGUUGAGCGGGCCGUGAAUAUGCUGCGGAUGCAAUUCGGCCACACGGUGAGGGUUUGGGCGGACCUGGGGGACGCAGCGUCGAGGAGGCGUGCAGAUUUGCGGUGGGCCGGGCUGGACCAGCUGGCGAGGGAGGUGAUGGGGGUUGUGAUAAUGAGGACGAACGAAGUGCGGUGGUCCUCGUUGCUCGUGCCAGUGCUGCCCAUGGAGCACGUCCCGUUAGCAUGCGUCGACUCCGUCUUCUCCUACGAGCUCGGCAUGAUUCUGUUAAGUUCUCCAUCCAUUUCUUGA
This is a messenger RNA of Ananas comosus (pineapple), 639 nucleotides long. RefSeq lists its product as uncharacterized. Gene Ontology annotation, cellular component: nucleus; cytoplasm. The record is from RefSeq and is a predicted model, not a curated record. Gene Ontology annotation, molecular function: 3'-5' exonuclease activity; nucleic acid binding. The coding region runs from base 1 to 639 and encodes 212 amino acids. NCBI's taxonomy places the organism in Eukaryota, Viridiplantae, Streptophyta, Magnoliopsida, Poales, Bromeliaceae. The transcript has a single exon.